This is a messenger RNA of Belonocnema kinseyi, 2924 nucleotides long. It is a transcript of the gene Vha100-1, whose product is annotated as V-type proton ATPase 116 kDa subunit a. Gene Ontology annotation, biological process: vacuolar acidification; proton transmembrane transport. Gene Ontology annotation, cellular component: vacuolar proton-transporting V-type ATPase, V0 domain; plasma membrane; vacuolar proton-transporting V-type ATPase complex. NCBI's taxonomy places the organism in Eukaryota, Metazoa, Arthropoda, Insecta, Hymenoptera, Cynipidae. The transcript is spliced from 2 exons. The record is from RefSeq and is a predicted model, not a curated record. Bases 236 to 2755 code for a protein of 839 amino acids. Gene Ontology annotation, molecular function: ATPase binding; proton-transporting ATPase activity, rotational mechanism.
CUGUCGUAUUGAUCAUCUGAUUAGGUGUGAAGGAUUGUUCAAAAUUUUACCUCUUUGCUUGAAUUGUAGGCCAGUAGUUUUAAUUUUAAGUAAGUAACUGUGUGCUCGAAAAAAAUAAUAUUGAAAAUUUGUUUUCCGUUCACGGGAAUCGCAACAAAAGACCGAUGACUGCUGAUUUAUGAGUUCUGUGUGAACUCUGGUUGUGAUUCCAAAGAAAUUUUGAGCAACCUUCAAGAUGGGAUCGCUCUUCAGAAGUGAAGAGAUGACCUUGUGUCAGCUCUUUCUGCAAAGUGAAGCUGCUUAUGCCUGCGUGUCCGAACUUGGAGAACUCGGCCUCGUACAAUUUCGAGACUUGAAUCCUGACGUGAAUGCAUUCCAGCGCAAAUUCGUGAACGAAGUACGCCGAUGUGACGAAAUGGAGCGCAAGCUUCGCUACUUGGAGAAGGAAAUAAAAAAGGACGGCAUUCCCAUGCUCGACACCGGGGAAAAUCCCGAAGCACCCCAACCACGUGAAAUGAUUGAUCUCGAGGCGACUUUUGAAAAACUCGAGAACGAAUUACGUGAGGUCAACCAGAACGCCGAAGCACUUAAACGCAAUUUUCUAGAGUUAACUGAACUGAAGCACAUUCUCCGCAAAACCCAAGUCUUCUUCGAUGAACAGGAGAACGCUGGUUUGAAUUCUACCGAAUCCAUGACACGAGCAUUGAUCAGUGAUGACAAUAUCGCCCGACAAUCUGCACUAGGUCCCGUUCAACUGGGCUUCGUCGCUGGAGUAAUUCUCCGAGAAAGAAUCCCAGCUUUCGAAAGAAUGUUGUGGCGCGCCUGUCGAGGAAACGUAUUCCUUCGUCAGGCAGAAAUCGAGACUCCCCUCGAGGAUCCCACGAGCGGGGACCAGGUCUACAAGUCUGUCUUCAUCAUCUUCUUCCAAGGAGACCAACUUAAAACCCGCGUUAAGAAAAUUUGCGAAGGUUUCCGAGCAACGUUGUAUCCCUGUCCUGAAGCCCCAACAGAUCGUCGAGAAAUGGCGAUGGGAGUGAUGACGCGAAUCGAGGACUUGAACACCGUCUUGGGACAAACUCAGGACCAUCGUCAUCGAGUCCUUGUGGCUGCUGCCAAGAACCUCAAAAACUGGUUCAUCAAAGUCCGCAAGAUCAAAGCUAUUUACCACACUCUGAAUCUCUUCAAUUUAGACGUUACUCAAAAGUGUCUGAUCGCUGAAUGCUGGGUUCCAAUCCUGGACAUGGAGUCUAUCCAACUCGCGCUUCGUCGAGGAACCGAACGGAGCGGCAGUUCCGUUCCACCAAUUCUGAAUCGAAUGGAGACGUUUGAGGAUCCGCCAACCUACAAUCGAACGAACAAAUUUACGAGUGGAUUCCAGGCUCUCAUAGACGCUUACGGGGUCGCUUCUUACAGGGAAAUGAACCCCGCUCCGUAUACGAUAAUCACCUUCCCUUUCCUGUUUGCUGUUAUGUUUGGCGACACCGGCCACGGCCUCAUCAUGUUCUUAUUCGGAGGCUGGAUGGUCUGGAAGGAGAAGCCGUUGGCGGCGAAGAAAUCGGACAAUGAGAUCUGGAACAUCUUCUUCGGCGGGCGGUACAUCAUCUUCCUGAUGGGGCUGUUUUCGAUGUACACAGGACUGAUGUACAACGACGUCUUCUCCAAGUCGUUGAACAUCUUCGGAUCCAAUUGGAAUGUCUCCUACGACUUUUCUCCGAUUAACAGUAACAGGGUCUUACAACUGAACCCAAACUCGACGGACUACAUUCAGCAUCCCUAUCCUAUCGGUAUGGAUCCUGUGUGGCAGCUCGCUGAGAACAAGAUCAUAUUCUUAAAUUCCUACAAGAUGAAGAUUUCGAUCAUCUUCGGCGUGAUUCACAUGCUUUUUGGAGUCCUCGUUGGACUCUGGAAUCACUUGUACUUCAAGAGGAGACUGAACAUCAUCUGCGAGUUCAUCCCGCAGGUUAUCUUCUUGGUCUUUUUAUUCUUCUACAUGGUCCUGCUCAUGUUGAUCAAGUGGAUCAAGUACGGUCCAGAUGGUGAUGAGAAAGAAGGUCCAUUUUGCGCUCCUUCUGUUCUGAUCACUUUCAUCAACAUGGUGCUUUUCAAAAGCAGUACUUAUCCACCAGUCUGUGAGACGGCUAAUAUGUACGCGGGGCAAGAAUUUUUCCAGAAGUGUCUGGUUAUCUUGGCACUUCUCUGCGUCCCGUGGAUGCUUUUUGCAAAACCAGUAAUGAUGAUGCAGGAGAGGAAGAAGCAGCAUAUUAUGCUGAACAAUCACGCAACCGAGAAUGGAGACUUGGAAGGUGGAAUUCCAAAUCAGCAGCAAAAUGGACAAAUGCAGGGUGUCCACAAGGACGAGGAAGAAGACAUGACAGAGGUAUUCAUUCAUCAAGGAAUACACACUAUUGAGUAUGUCCUUGGAAGCGUUUCGCACACUGCUUCGUAUCUUCGAUUGUGGGCAUUGUCUUUGGCCCAUGCACAACUUUCCGAAGUAUUAUGGAAUAUGGUUAUGAAGAACGGGUUGGUCCGAGAAGGAUGGAUUGGAGGAUUUUUCCUCUGGGCUGUAUUUGCCUUUUGGGCCGUUUUAACUGUCGGUAUUCUCGUUUUAAUGGAAGGUUUGUCGGCCUUCCUUCACACACUCAGGCUUCACUGGGUCGAAUUUCAGAGCAAGUUUUACGCUGGGCUGGGCUAUAGCUUCCAGCCCUUCUCGUUUGAAAUCAUUCUGGAUUCUGCUCAAGCGACAACCGAAGAUUAAAAUUUGUUUUCUUUGAAACAAAAGUAAAUUAUAUAAAACACUUAAUAAUGCUUGUGAUGUUUAUUUGUCUCUUUUGAGCAGAUGAAAAGCGUGUUGAGUUUAAUUCAUGUUAUUAUAAUAUGUUUUGCCCGAAUUGGAAAUAAAGUUCUGAUACCUAUUAUAGUUUAAA